This is a messenger RNA of Aspergillus thermomutatus, 335 nucleotides long. RefSeq names its product putative sister chromatid cohesion protein Dcc1. The record is from RefSeq and is a predicted model, not a curated record. The transcript has 2 exons. Gene Ontology annotation, biological process: mitotic sister chromatid cohesion. NCBI's taxonomy places the organism in Eukaryota, Fungi, Ascomycota, Eurotiomycetes, Eurotiales, Aspergillaceae. Gene Ontology annotation, cellular component: Ctf18 RFC-like complex. The annotation marks the transcript as partial.
GGGCUAGCAUCGACAAAGCCAGCUGCACACGAUGGGUCGGCGAGACGUAUCUAGAGGCUAUGGCGCCUGCUCUAGAUUCGGCAAUUGGGCGAAGCGAGUUCCUCAAUGCUUGGAAGGACCAUCUUCCUGAUUCAUGGCGGGAUGAGGUAGCAUUGUCUAAACUGACGGAGAGCUCCUACAGGCAUCCAGACCAAACAACAAUCUGCUUCGUCAACAAUAUCGAUAGACAUAAGAUCAAGAAGAAUAUCUCGACAGAUGCCACUACUGCAACGGCGGCCAAAAAGUCACGAAACUGGCAUGAACUGUUCAGAAACCAAAAACGACAGAAAAAUUGA